CAUACCUAAAUCACAUUGACAGAUGACAGUGACAGUUAAAAGUGACAACUACUUUUUGUUGUGGAUUGUGAAUUUCGUCGAAUUAUUUUUAAUUAUAUUUUUCGUACUUACAUUCUUACAAAGUACAUUUCAAAGUAUAUUUAAUACUUUAGAGUAACAUGCCUAAAGUACGAAGAAGUAAGAAACCACCACCAGAAGGUUGGGAACUUAUCGAACCAACAUUGGACGAAUUGGAACAAAAAAUGCGAGAAGCUGAGACCGAAUCCCACGAAGGAAAACGAAAGAACGAAUCAUUGUGGCCCAUAUUCAAAAUUCACCAUCAAAAAUCUCGAUACAUCUUCGACCUAUUUUACCGAAGAAAGGCGAUUAGCCGAGAAUUGUACGAGUAUUGCUUACUGGAAAACAUCGCCGACAAGAAUUUAAUUGCAAAGUGGAAGAAACAGGGCUACGAAAGCCUUUGUUGCCUGAGAUGCAUCCAAGCCAGAGACACCAAUUUCGGAACGAAUUGCAUUUGCAGGGUACCCAAAUCCAAGCUGGAAGAAGGAAGGAUUGUCGAAUGUGUACAUUGCGGUUGUAGGGGAUGUUCCGGUUAAUUUUAUUUGUUAUAUAACUGUCAUUAAUAUAAGUUUACAUUAUUAUAAAAUGAGUAGCAUAUUGUGCGAAUGAGUGCAGUAAAACUUGUCGAUUUUCCGUAUACAUAAUAAAAAACUAUUAAAUAUGUUUUAUACAAAACAAUUAUCAUCGUAAUUUUCGCUAAGGGUGAAUAAAUUGUCCAAACUCUCUUCAUAACUGUCCUUAUCUAGUCCACCACUAGCAAAUUCAUGAUAUCUAUUGAUUUUAAGCUUCUUUGCUUCGCAAUAAAGAGAUUCGAUCAUUUUUCCUACUUCAGUACAGCAGUGUAAACCAGCCAAAAGUGG
Phyllotreta striolata is the source of this 917-nucleotide messenger RNA. The record is from the annotation of a GenBank genome assembly. NCBI's taxonomy places the organism in Eukaryota, Metazoa, Arthropoda, Insecta, Coleoptera, Chrysomelidae.